AUGGUUUUGUCUCUUGAUUGUCUUCCUGAAGAGCUACUAUACAUCAUUCUGUGUAACCUCCCCCCUUGUUCUUCGGCUGCACUGGGACAGACUUCUCGCAAGUUUCGAAAUAUCACGAAUGAACCUCUACUAUGGAGAUUCUAUUGUCAAACCCACUUCAAAUUCUGGGAUCCCAAACAUGAUAUGACAAGAAGCUACAGGGGUUCUGCCUCUGCAGUAGACUGGAAACGACUCUACGUUUCUCGACAUCUUAUUGACCGCAGGACAUGCUAUCUUCUUAACAGUAUUCUUGCCGGGCAAACUGGAAGAAUCAAGAAAUUUCGAACCAUCAUUGGUCUUGGAUAUGACAUCAAGGAUACUCUACUACGCCAUAUUUCCGCAGGAUCAGACACAGAGGACUCCUUGGCCAGAAGGUACUACGCAAGAGCGCUGCUGACCUGUCUCCAUCGGAGUAUCGCGGUCCCAGAAUGGAUCAAACUCAGAAAUGGGGAACCCGUGUCCCUGGAAAGGGCUUUGGGUGCGUUUGAUCUUUUCAUCCCAGAGAGCAGUUUCGGGAAUCUGGAUGAAAUCGUGAGUAGGCUAGAUGACAUCGCCUCGCACAUAUUCACAUACUGCMCUAAUAUAAAUAUACUCACGCCUCGUGAGAAGGCCCGGGCUGUUGCCACAUACCUCAGAGCAAGCAAUUUGACAGGCAUUCAGUUAGGCCGGGAUUACCAUUGCCUGGAGCACAAUUUCCUAGGAUUUGCAAUAAAUGAUCCCGAUCAUAAUUCGCUUCCUUUGAUUUCAGCAGCUAUAUACUGCUGCGUUGCCCGAAAAAUAAACCUUGACGCUUGGCCUUGUGGGUUUCCGUUUCAUGUUCAUGUUAUAGUCAUGCCACCCAGCGGUCAGGACAUUGAUGGCAACGCAAUCCCGCCCGCGACACGGAUUGAGCCGCUUUUUAUGGAUCCAUUUCGCUCAGCAGAAGAGACACCUGUUGAGAACUUGCAGAAUCAGUUGAAUUUCCUGGGGGCUUCAGCGGCCGAGCAAUCGGCUUUCCUUCGUGCGUCUGGGGUUGCUGAUACUGUGUUGCGAUGUGGCAAAAACAUCAUGAACUCCAUUCAACGUCUUUCCCAGACCUCUAGUGCACAUCUGGCUCCGGUCGAUGCGGUUAGUGCAAGAUAUGCUGCCCUUUGGUCGUCACUGUUAUUUUCCACUUCUCUCCGGCCGGCGGAACUUAGGCACUACGUACCUUGGUUCUUGGAACUCUUCGCCACGGACUUUCCUUCGGAUGUUCAUUUGAUUGAACAGUAUCUUGUACCGCUUUUUCAAGGCACGCCCCAGCAAGAGGACAUACUUGAGAGCCUUCGUGUCGUGAGAGCUGCGGAUGAGAUACCCAAGCAGGUCAAACGACGGACACCUGAGCGCAAAGCGGUAAGGUAUAGGGUCGGCCAGGUCUUCCGCCAUCGACGGUACAGUUACUUAGCUGUUAUAACUGGUUGGGAUACUGAGUGCGAUGCGAGCGAACAGUGGAUGAGAAGGAUGGGCAUCGAUCGUUUGGAAGCCGGCAGGCACCAAAGUUUCUACCACGCAUUGGCUGAGGACAAGUCUGUUCGCUACGUUGCGGAAGAGAAUGUCGAACUUAUCACUCCCGACCUAUUUGAGCUACCGCGAACGCUUGUGGAAACAGCAGGAAAGCACUUCAAGCGGUGGGAUGGCUGUUCUCGUACAUUUGUGAGCAAUAUUCGAGAUGAGUAUCCUGAUGACUGA
This is a messenger RNA of Aspergillus pseudoviridinutans, 1746 nucleotides long. RefSeq lists its product as uncharacterized. NCBI's taxonomy places the organism in Eukaryota, Fungi, Ascomycota, Eurotiomycetes, Eurotiales, Aspergillaceae. Gene Ontology annotation, molecular function: DNA binding; protein binding. The record is from RefSeq and is a predicted model, not a curated record. The transcript has 4 exons. The coding region runs from base 1 to 1746 and encodes 581 amino acids.